AGGCAUAGUCAGCUAACAUUAGCUGCUGCUAUUAUUUCAAUUUGCAGACCAUGAAGAGAAAGUCAACAGACAUCUCUUCUUACUUUAUGAAGAACAUUAGCACAGGAGGAGAGAGAGAGCCAACAGUUGAGCAGCAGAAGGAUAGCGAUGAGGAGACGGAGGAGGAAGAUGAGGAGGAGGAGCAGACAGAGCAGCAUGAGCAUGACGGUGACACAGAAGCUCAGCCAGCAGCAGAAGUUCAGGCAGCCGCAGCUGCAGAAGAGGGACAGUUAGCAGAGAUAAUGGGCACAGAGGCGAGGCAGGAGUCAGCAGCAAGUGUUCAACCUGCUCCUGGACCAACAGAUAUCUCCCAGUCAAGAGCAGAACAGCCAAAGCAGCCACUUCUGCAAAACUUCCUGCGAACCCAUCAAGGUAGCAGAAGACGGUGUUUUUCAAAAGACUGGUACAGCAAACAUAAAUGGCUGGAAUAUUCUCAAAGUAAGGACUUUGCCUUCUGUUAUGCCUGUCGCCAUUUUAGUCUCCCCAACUCAGGGGAUUCAGCAUUUACAUCUGGAGAGGGUUUCAAAAAUUGGAAACAGGCAACCUUCAAAGAUGGGGGACUUUUAGGCCAUGCUAAAUCUUAAGUCCAUACUAAUUCAAUGUUAGCAUGGGCCGAAUAUCAAAAGUCUACAGAAAGCACGUCCUUUCUCUCAGCCUCCUUAAAUACUUAGUAUAACAAGUUAGUGAGGGAAAAUAGAGAAUACAUAAAAUUGUCGGAGAAACCCUGCUCCUCACUGCUACACAAAACAUCACACAAAGAGCACAUAAAGAAUCAGAGGAUGGGGAUAAAGGAAACUUUCUCUCCAUCAUGGAGCUGGUGGCCAAACACAAUCCCUUGGUUAAAAUAAGAUGACAGGUAAAAGAAACGCAACGUACCUUGGGCAUGAGACCCAAAAUGAAAUUCUCAAUUGUCUUGCUGAGAUGGUCGCACCUCAAUAACUACCGAAGUAGCCCAAAGUGAGGCUUUUAGUGCUUUGGUUGGCAAGACCAAAGACAUGAGCAAGAAGGAACAGAUGUCCUUUGUAAUAAGAUACUAUUACAAUGGGUCAGUAUGUGAAAGCUUCCUUUCCUUUGAGGCAGCACAGCACCUGGAUGCUGCAGCACUUUCACAGAAUAUAGUACAAAUUUUGCAGAACCAUGGCCUUGACUACAAAAACCACCUAGUAGGGCAAGCAUAUGACAGAGCCUCAGUCAUGAGCGGAAAGUACACAGGUGUGCAAGCACACAUUAAAUCAGAGGCCCCAUUAGCUUUUUAUGUACACUGCAACGAGCAGUGCUUAAAUUUAGUAUUAGUUGACAGUAUGAUAUGCAUCCCUGAAGCUAACUGCGUCUUUUCGCUUUUGCAGAAACUGUAUGUCUUUGUGUCAGGGUCAAAUGUGCAUCAAAGGUGGUUUGAGAUACAGAGGGAGAUGUUUCAGGGCCCCCCAAGAGAGCUACAAAGGCUGAUAGACACACAGUGGGCAUGUAGGUAUAAUGCUUGCAAGACAGAGAGACAGACUGCCAGCCAUCAUGUGUCUACUAAAAGAAAUAUCAGAAGAGCAAAAUGGUGACAGAGCUACAGAGGCAAGAGGUUUAUUAGUCCAAAUAGAUCUCAAGUUUGUUGCCCUCCUUGUAACAUUUACCAGUGUUCUUCAGAUAAAAUAUCUGUCAGAUAUUUUGCAGUACCCACAACUGGAUUUGGGCGCAGCUGUCACACUUGUUGACUCUCUUAUUGACACAUUAGAGAGUUACAGAGAGGGCUCUCUCUUUAAUGACAUCUGGGACAAUACUCUGACUCUUACUGAACAAUGCAACAUCAGUGUGACACAUCCUCCAGACCGUCAGGUCAGACCAAGCUCUAUGCUUGAAGGGCAUUACACGUUCAAUCCAAUAGUUCAAAGACAAGUUAACACAGAGGAGUCAUUUCAGACAGGUUCAUUUAUUCCAAUUAUUGAUGUGCUUCUCUCUGAGGUGAGGAGAAGAUUUUCCAAAGAAAACUGUGUCAUAAUGAAAGGGAUACAGGCCAUGAAUUCUAGCAGUCCCACAUUUUGUGAGAAAGAUGUAGUGUUUCCAUUUGCCUCACAAUACAACUGCAGCACUGAGGAUCUACAAUAUGAGAACCCCCAGCUCAAACGCAUUCUUGAGAGGAAGGGAACUAGUAGUCAGGAAACACCAAAGAGUUUAGUGGAGCUCACUGUCUUCCUGGAGCCAUACAAGGAGGUAUUCUAUGAGAUGUUUAAAGUGUGCAAAAUUGCACUUCCAUUACCUGUGAGCACCGCAUCCUGUGAGCGCAGUUUUUCUGUGCUAAAGUUAAUCAACACAACCUUAAGAAGUACCAUGACUGAUGAGCAUUUAGGCAAUUUGGGGGUGCUCAGUGUGGAAUCAAGAAGGGCUAAGGUCAUAAAUCUUGAUAAGUUUGUGGAUGCGUUUGCCAAAAAACACAGGAACAGGCAACUAUAGUUGUUCUGAAAAUACAACUGCAGCACUGAGGAUCUCUAACAGGAGAGUAAAGUCGUUCUGAAAUGUGAGCCUGUUAAUGAAAAAGAUGAUUGGUCCCUGUUUGGAAAUUUGUAUUGUUACAAAUAAAGUUAUGACUGUGGCUGAAACAUGUCAGAAUCAGAAUAAAGGGUUUCUGUUUGUA
Acanthochromis polyacanthus (spiny chromis) is the source of this 2659-nucleotide messenger RNA. RefSeq lists its product as uncharacterized. The record is from RefSeq and is a predicted model, not a curated record. NCBI's taxonomy places the organism in Eukaryota, Metazoa, Chordata, Actinopteri, Pomacentridae. The transcript is spliced from 2 exons. The coding region runs from base 1513 to 2478 and encodes 321 amino acids. Gene Ontology annotation, molecular function: protein dimerization activity.